Messenger RNA from Haplochromis burtoni (Burton's mouthbrooder), 9193 nucleotides. Its product is annotated as thrombospondin type-1 domain-containing protein 4. Lineage: Eukaryota; Metazoa; Chordata; Actinopteri; Cichliformes; Cichlidae. Gene Ontology annotation, molecular function: metalloendopeptidase activity. The transcript has 19 exons. Gene Ontology annotation, biological process: extracellular matrix organization. The record is from RefSeq and is a predicted model, not a curated record. Gene Ontology annotation, cellular component: extracellular matrix. Bases 3517 to 6432 code for a protein of 971 amino acids.
UCACAAGCCAUUGGUAUUUCAGAAGGCGAAGGCUCUACAUUCAUGCUAGGAGGUCCAAAAACUAGGAAGGUAGCGUGAACUAAGACUGGAAUGUCCCCGAAGGUGUAGAGGCUUCACCUGUUUCCCACCACCUGCUCUUUAACCCUACAAAAAAUGCUUAACCCUUAUUUAAUCUGACAGUCAGCAGGGAAUGGCACCAAGCCAGAGGAGUAACACCACGAGUGUCAAACAGCCCCACACAAGCUGAUGGGUCGUGUUGUCAUAUGUCAUCCACCUCACUGGAGAUCAGUGCCUUUCUUGGGGCAUUUGACUUGAAGAAGGCAAGAACAUCCGUGCCCGGUGGCUAUUUCCUGGUAAAAAAAGUAAUCAAACAGAUGCAGAGCCACAAAAUGAGAGCAAUGUCUCAUCGCUGGAGAGAAGUCCAGACCUUUUAGUAUUUCCUGAGCUCCAUCCAGUCUAGAAAGCUACACACAUGAAUAUGUGCUCCAUAUGUCUUGGUGAGAAAUAACUGUCAAUCAAUCUGCGGCACAAAUUAAAUACAUAUUUGUUUAUCAUAGGACGUUACACUGACAUUUGUAUUAAAUGUGCAAUGUGUAUUAAAUGCAAUUUUAUUAUGUCUGAAUAUUAAAAUAUAUAUAGUUCUUUUUUCAAUUAGAGUUGCUGAGUUUGCAGCAAGGAUUAGUCUGGUUACAUGAUAGUAAUCAAUAGCUGUAAUACUUAAAGUGGGUGAUUAAAGCAUAAGGUUUUCAAUUUAUUUCAGUUAGCACUGGCUACAGUAGAUCAUCAAAAUAGUUUUUAUCUACGCCUGAAAACUGAGCACUUGGAUCCUUGCUCACAAUAAAUCAAUGCACUUUUUUUCUGUCACAACAGCAGCACUGUACGUCUCAGCUGCCAAUGCACAGUGGCCAUCAGCCAAGAAGAGCUUGGAUAAUGAGAGGCAGUGUGAGGAUUUCUGCAAGGCUGUGAAGACAAUCUCAUUUUCAGAAUGCAAAUAAUGGACUAACUUUCUUUCCACCUUUGUGUACCUCUGAUUUCUCAGACAACUUUAAACCUCCACGCUACAGGCUUGAUUGAUUCAGCUGUGGUUUAAAGCUUACAGUUGUCUGUUUAUGAGUGUAAUGGUGUAAUUAUAAUGUAGACACACGUAGAAGGUCACAGUAAACCCAAAACGGGGAGUAAAAUGAGAGUGAAUUCAUUAUUGUACUUAUUAUAAAAUAGUUGACUAAACCCAUGCAAUAUUAUCUGUAUAAUCUCUGUUUGGGUGAAUGACAAGCUAAAAUCCUAAGAGCUGGUUUAGAAGCUGCAGUGUUGAUAUGCUCAACUCUGAUAGAUUUUUCUGCAGUCUGGAGAGCUGGCUGCCAAUUCGUUCCACCUCACAGAACCAACUAUUAGUUUCUGCUGGAAUGAACCAAGUGUAUUGUUUAUUGUGAGCCAUGUGCUGCAAAAAAUAAUGAUCUGAAACAGUGGUUUGACUUGUUAGUUAAUCAAUUGCAUUUCAGAAUUAUGAGUUAGAUGUAGAUUGCAAAAUAAAAUUUCCCCCGAAGAUCAACUUACAUUAACCCUUAAAAAAAUGUAAAUAAAUAAAGGGAGAUGGUGCUUUACUAUAGCUUGUCAUUCUACUGCUCCCUUUAGACACAUUCAUGAAAUUUUUUUGAGUGUUGUCCAGAGACAGUGUACAUUUUCACCUUGUGUGAGACAGUAGUGUCCACUGUCUUUAAAUCUUGUCUAGACAGACUGUCAGCCAAUCAUCUGAAACAGUAUUGUUUGUCUAAGAAAGGUUUAAAAACUUCAAGGUUAAAUGCCUGAGCAGUCUCAGCAUCUAUGCACUAGUGAGAAAAGUCAGUGGGGGCAAGCUCCCUUUACUUUACUCCCCAUACUGCAAAGAGACAUACUGCAGUGCAGUGGUACCUAGUGCCACUAGUGCCACUGGUGAUGGAUCUCUAUGCACAGACUUAGGCUGCACAGACAUAUUGGUAUACUGAUUUCACAAUAUUUGUAGAUUAUGUUGGCUAUACUCUAUAAUAAAGGCUGCAUGUUUAUGAAGGAUGGCUAUAAUAAGCUGCUGUGGUAUAAACCACUCUGCUAUGCAUAGCUCUGUUUUUCAAACUAAAUAAACAGACUGAAGAGAACAAUACACUGAGCUUUUUUACUCUGCAAAAAUAAAACAGCAAAUGUCUGUGAUUCAAGCCUGAAGCCAAAUGUUACUCCACAUGUGAUCUACCUCAUAUAAAAAUGCCUCCAGUUUUCAUUUAGCUAAAAAGUCUUUUAUCCAGUUUUUGUAUAUUUGCUUUGGCUGCAUCUGAGUACCAAUCCCACUUAAUGAAGUCUGCUCCUUUGAGACAUCCUGGAAAAAAUCAAGACAAUUCUUGUGAAUUAUAGUUUAAAUUCACUGUUUUGUGGUUUUCUGCAUUUUCCCAGUAUUGAAACAGUAUAGGUGAAGCUGUACAUAUAGCACUAUGAGUUGGUUUAUUGGAUGACCAAACAAUAAAUCCAUGCAAACAAAACUGUGCAAAUUGCAUUUCUUUCAGAACAGUUUCUUCAAUGACUCUAUGCCAUUUUGUAGAAGUUAGAUAAAAAAUGAUCAUGUUACAGAGGCAUGAACUAGAUUAUCUAAUAAGUCCUGGCUGUAUUUUAUUUGUGGCAAGAAGGGGAAACAUUAUUUUGAUAAAACUGCCCUUUAACUUUGCUGUUUUGUUAUUUUAUAUAUUGAGUUUGUUUUUAAUUGUUGCUGAUUAAAACUAUUGCAAGUUUUACAAAGACUCGAGCAAUAUUUUGAAAGUUGUAUUUCAAAAUAACCCUCACAAAUAUGAGUUACUGGCGUCCUUGCGGCGUUGUCGUAUGCAGUGUUAGAGAACAAAAGCUAAAUGCAGCUAAUACACCAGCAUUUCAGUUUUUCAGCACUUAGAUCCUUUUUGUGACCUCUGUCAGAGACAUGGGAGUAGCUUUGACUCGUUUAAGGAGAUCGUUUACCUGCAGCUCACGGCGAGAGGAGUGUCGAAAAGACUUUGGAGAGGAACAUAAACCCCCCACUUCCCUCUCACUUUACACAUAAAUACAUCCAAGCUCACCACCACCUUUCGCGGAAUUGGAAAGGAGGCGCACACCUCAAUAUUUACACGAGAGACAAACACACACAGUCAGACAACGUAGUCACAGCGGCAGGGGGCGCAGCAGAGGGCGCAUUCUGUGGGUUGUGUCAGUUUCCAGCUUUCUGUCAUUCAGUGGCUUUGUGCGUAAAAGUAGAACCACCGGAGUCACCGUGAUGAUUAGAGUCUGGAGUUUACACUCUGCCUGGAUUUGUUUCACAACUCUGGUACGGAUUAACUGAUUUACAUGGCUCAGCAGCAGGUCUCUAGAGGGAAGCCCUGCAUUUCUACCUGGAUUAAUGUUUCGACCAUGAGGAUUGCGCGUUGAUAGGACCUACUACUUAGAGCUUACAGUGAGGCAGCAAAUAACUUCACCAUACACGCGUCAGUAACUAAAAGUACAGUGUACAGCUUUAAGAAACCAGGAAGUAUGAAAGGAGGCUGUGUCUGGACUGUCAGACUGUCUAUGCUGCUAUUGUUACUUUGGUCAGAUCCCCUGGGCAGCCAGCACACAACAGACCACAGAAAGGUUCCUCAGAGGGCAGAGCACCACGAGGAAGUUAGGGCAGAGCAUGGAGAAAUUCAGGGAUCUUGGGGUGUCUGGGGUCCCUGGUCAGCUUGCUCCCGGACCUGUGGAAAAGGAGUACAAGAACAGACUAGGCCGUGCCUACCCGUGUACGCUCCAUCUCAGUACCCCUCCAGAGGGGCUGGUGUUCAGCCUCAUCAACCAGGCCAUAUAGUUUCAGCUCUUCGGCCUACAGUUCCUCUGCACCGCAGCACAGUCAGACCCUACAACAGCAGCAGCCGUGGAGAGCUGAGAAAAGAGAAGGAGAACAGGCCUGGUGGGCGCAGGAGGGUAACAAACAUUAUCCCAGGGAAGUAUGGCUAUGGAAGGGCGCCCUAUGUUACUUCACUGCAGACGGAUACAGGCCAGGGCUCUAAGAUCCCUCGCCCACACAGACACAGACGCUCUGCUGCAGCUAAUUCCCACCACCCCACAGCUAGAGGCCAUGGUAGCCACAGGUUAAACAACCCUAAUGCUUCCAGCAAUCUCCAUCUCUACAGCAGACCCGACAUUAAUGCCAGGACACAGCAUCCCAGAAAUAACCAAGUCUGGGCUCCCCUUUACCAGCCUAGUUCAGCCAACAAGGCUGAGGUCCAACAGGAGCACCAUACAGGCAGCCACAUGUCCAAUCCUAAGCAGCAUCAAGUGAGACCUUACAACCCUCUGCCUUCUUCCUUCUGUGCUGGGGAGCAUGCUCGCUACAGGAUCUGCAACAGUAAUGCCUGUCCCCCAUCCAGCAGGCACAUCCGGGCUGUCCAGUGUUCAUCUUACAACAACCAGCCUUUCAUGGGCAGACUGUACGAGUGGGAACCUUUUAAUGAGGUUCCUAUUGAGCAGCAGUGUGAACUCAACUGCCGGGCCAUAGGGUUCAGGUUCUACGUGCGACAGUCAGAAAGGGUGAUCGACGGGACGCCAUGUGGACAGAAUGAAACUUCUCUCUGUGUGGCAGGAAAGUGUACGAGUCUAGGAUGCGAUGAGUAUCUCGGAUCAGGAAGGGUGGUGGACAAGUGUGGCGUGUGUGGAGGUGACAACUCAACCUGUAGGCUGGUUUCAGGAGUGUUCAAACAUAGUUUAUCCAAGAUCGGCUAUCACAAGAUAGUGGAGAUCCCAGAAGGAGCCACCAAGAUCAAUGUUACUGAGAUGGUGAAGAGCAGAAACUACCUAGCUUUGCGAAGCCGAUCAGGGCGAUCAAUCAUUAAUGGAAACUGGGCAAUUGACCGGCCAGGAAAGUAUGAGGGUGCAGGGACCAUGUUCACCUACCGCCGACCCAAUGAAAUCAGUAGCACAGCUGGGGAAUCCUUUCUCGCUGAAGGCCCCACAAAUGAGAUUCUGGACGUUUAUAUGAUCUUCCAGCAGCCAAAUCCUGGUGUUCACUAUGAGUACAUUCUCCCAUCUGAGAAGCUCGUGAGCCCUCAGCAACCAAGCCGCAGGCCGGAAGGGAAUGCUGUGAAUGGACAGGAUGGAUACGACCAGCAGAAUCAUCAGGAAAACUUUAAUUCAGCUGGCAGUGGAAGAUAUUCGCCUCCUCCCACUGAAAACCAGGUACCCUCCGUACAGCCACCCAGACGUGAGAGAGAAUACAACUGGAAACUGACUGGUGCUACAGAGUGCAGUGCUUCCUGUGGUAAAGGUUUCAGAUAUUCCAUCUUUCAAUGUGUCAACCGGCUGACUCAGGUCCAGGUAUCGGACUCUUUGUGUGACAGCAGCAGCCGACCAAGUCCACAGGAAGAGGCCUGCAACUUGCAGCCCUGCCCAGCAUUCUGGGAUAUUGGAGAAUGGUCAGAGUGCAGCAAAACCUGCGGUCUGGGCAUGCAGCAUCGGCAGGUCUUGUGUCGCCAGGUUUACGCCAACCGCACCCUCAAUGUCCACACGAGCCGCUGUCGACACCUGGAGCGGCCUGAAACUGCCAGUACCUGCCAGCUAAAGAUCUGCAGUGAGUGGCAGAUUCGCUCAGAGUGGACUUCUUGCUCUGUGCCAUGUGGGCUGGGUCAGAGGUCACGAGAGGUACACUGUGUCAGCAAUGUGGGCGACUUUGUUCCUGAUGAGGAGUGCAACAUGAAUCUGCGGCCCAAUGAUGUGGAGAACUGUGAUAUGGGAGCUUGUGCCAAGAGCUGGUUCUACACUGAGUGGGGCAACAGGUGCUCAGCUGAAUGUGGCAUGGGUGUACGGACACGGGGAGUUCUCUGCCUGACCAACCAAAUCAGCAGUCUCCCUCUGGAAGGAUGUGGCAGCGAACGGCCCGCAGACUCUCAGGUCUGCAACAACGGUCCGUGUGAGAAUCGAAUUGAGUGGUUCACAGGACCCUGGAGCCAGUGCUCUGCAGAGUGUGGCACCGGCACCCAGCAGAGGUCAGUGGUGUGUUUGAUGAAGUCAAAUGAAGGAUUCACUGUCAUGCCACCGUAUGAGUGCUCAUCCCUGGACAAACCUCUCAGGCAGCAGAGCUGUAGCCUCAAGGCCUGUGGAGCGAAGUGGUACCACACUGACUGGAGUGCUUGCUCCAAAACAUGUGAAGGAGGUUUCCGUGUGAGAGAGGUGCGCUGUCUGUCUGAUGACAUGCUGUCCAGAGAGGGCUGCGAUGUGCAGUUGAAACCAGAAGAGAAGGAGGACUGCAACCCAGAGCCCUGCAUACCUCUGAUAGAUGAGAACUGCAGAGACAAAUACUUCAACUGCAAUGUGGUGGUCCAGGCUCGCCUCUGCGUGUAUGAUUACUACAAGACAACAUGCUGUGCUUCAUGUUCCCGGGUGGCCCACAAACAGUCGACCUAUCGCCGACAAAGCUAGCGCUCUCUACCAGGGUCACUCCGCUCCAUGGUGGUCCAGAGUCAGUACCCCCUGGAGGCCCUCUGGUCCUGUGGCAGCUGGGAAGAAUAGACUGGCUGGACCUUGCCUAAAAUAGGCACUUGUUGUUUUUGCCAACUGUGGAAAGUGAAGAAGGGACAUUUUUGUUGGUUUAUUUGAAGACAGCUGUUAUGAGGGAAAAAUGGUGUGUGCCAAGAAUCCACUCACUGCAGAUGUCAGCUGUGGUGAGAGGCAUCAGUAUCAAAGUGGAGAAUCUAAAACACUUAAAGGAUUUGAUCUGUGUCUUAUUCAAAGAAUCCCUCUUCUUUGCUUCAGUGGGAACAGUUUGCAGGUACUGUUUACCGACAAUGACUCUUGUGGAUUACUUAUGAAGAGGAGAGCACGAGCUGACUGUGUAACAUGGACCAUAUAUGGUUACACAGCAGAACUCAGAUUUAUGGCAGUUAAUGUAAUCGCACAUGUUGUCAGUUAUUUCGCAUCCACUGCUGACCAAAGAUAUGUAACCUCACCAAACUGCCGACAGUAGCAGAUCACCACCUUUUCCUGAAAAACAAAUACUGUGCACCUUCCCUGCUGCCGAUUGCAUAUAUUUGACUGUUUUCUGGCAAACCAUGUCUUUUUCUCCCUACACAGCUACGAGGUCCAAAAGCAGCCUAUGUAAUAUGUAUGUGUAAAUGUAUGUAUGACAAUGUGAAUGAUAAAAAAAAAUGGUUUUCAGGCUUCUUGGACAGCCCAACACUCUGCCAGUAACUGAAGAGAAAGAAAAAUCUCCCUCUUUAUUUAUUUGUGUGGUUCCCUGUUGUUACAUGAACCACCCGUGGCCUCUUUUUAGCUGUGGUGAUAAAACUUUUGUUGCUUUUAAACUAGUCACAACUUUGAACUCGGUGUAGGCAUUUCACAGCCUGCUGGAUGACAGAAGCAGAUAAUCAGAAAACUUUUGCAUUUUUGGACAGUUGAAACUAACUGUACAUAUUUCUUUAUUUCUAGUGGGAUAUGAUCAUUCCACACUGUAAUUCCUAUGAAAAAAAUAUACUGAAUUAUCUAUAAUAUAUUAUUUACAUUUGACUCUAAAGAGAAAUCAUUUCAGUGUUUUACAGUUCUUGAUAUGGUGAUGCAUACAUCUGGUUUGCAUUUAUAGUAAAUCCUUAUUAGUGACCAAUCUUUUUCUACCAUAAAACAGCCAUUUUCAGUUUUAUACAAAAGUGCACACAGUACCUCUGAAAUGCUCGGCUCUUGUUGUAAAAGCUAUUAUUGUUUCCCUCCAAGAAAGAUUAACUUACCUCUGAUUCAUAAGUACUGUAUCCAGAUAUUUUGCAGAUAUUUUCCUCUAUCAGAGAAAUAACUAUUUUGAAGUGCCAACAUGAUGGCAUGAUUUUUUUAAAAUCUUAAUUCAAUCAUGAAACAACUGAAUUAAGUAUUCAAUAUAUGACUGCAACUAAUAAAACAUCUGUAUUUGCUUUAUUUGAGAUCCCAGCUGUUCCGAUGUUAAUUUUCUUGAGGAAAUUUUCUCUAAUAGGCAGUAGACUUUUCAGCAGCUUUUCCUUGUGAAUCAGUUUCACAUCACAUUGUGCAUUCUUUUUUUGCAGCAGUUAGAGUUUGGCAUGUAGACCCUGAGCUCAGCACUCCCAACAAAUAUAAUCAGCACAGCACAGAAAUUGUGGUAGAUCCUGGAGUGAUGGAGAAGGAGCAAUGCACUAAUUACUUAUAGUCUUUCCUAUGAAGAUAUUAACACUUUAAAACAUUGAGCUUAAGCAUAAGCAUUGAACUUGCAAAAGUGUUUUUGUUUUGUUUCUGGUCGAUUGAAAAGAUUAACAGGUUUAAACUAAUGACAUUUCACUCUGCCAUCUAAUCUGUAUUUAUUGUAUUACUGUAAAUAAAAUUAGUGAAGCAAAUUAUUGCUCACAAUAUGAGCCAUUAAUAUAUCCACUGACUUAGCCCUGGUUCACAGCAUUUUUCUUCUGCUAGUACGCAUUCAGUAACUCCAGUGGAGCGACAGCGUUUCUGUAUUUAGCUGUCGAAAUUGUGGAAGUGUGCAAAAAUCACCACAGAAUGAAACCAUCUGUAUUCAGAGCUCAAACAACAUCUAAUCUUCCCCUCACUCCUGCCCUCAUCAUGAACUUCUUCCUGCAGCUUGACCCCUUUUUAUUGCCCUCUCACUUCUGCACCAAUCUUUUCUCUAUUAUUGAUGACACAUCAAAAUUCCAGGAACAGAAAAGUGCUUUCAUCCUCUACUGUCUUGAGACAUUGGCUGUUAGAGGAAUAUUUACAGACUACAUGUUGUGAUGCAGACAACCAUAGAAUUGUGUUCUGUUCUAACCUCAGGGUAGCCUCCUACGUCUUGCACAUUGGCGGUCAGUAGGUGUCUUAGACUAUGAGGCAUGACUACAGAGCCCACGGUGAAACUUCAUUAUAUCCUCCAAACUGCCAUACAGAAUAAUGGUCUCCACAAUCUCUUCCGGGUGAAUUCUUAACCAAGUGCUGCGUGUCAGACUACAAACUUCUUAAAUAAAGAGCAGAAACCCAUUUAACUUCUUUGAAAAAAACUAUAAUUAAAUUAUUUCAUAUAUAGACCAUGAUGCAGGGAUUAAAUCUUUGCUUAACCAGUGCAUAGUAUCAUAGGGGAGCUGCUGACAAAUACAGUUGACAAGAUAAUAAUGACCUCAGGUAUAAAAAUUUGAUAAGACAAACAAAUACAUAAUACAAUUUUACCAGACUGUACAUUACUGUAAUAUAGUGUAUGACU